CCAAAUGUACUAUUCUUCCAAGCAACGCAUCAUCACUUGGUUGAUCUUAAUCAUGAUUGUUCUCUACAUCCUUUAUUCUUCAAAUUUUCUUCUCUUAACCAAGGUCAAGAAGGAUUGUUCUACCUCCAUUCAUUUAGAUGAAGCCACCCAAGAACAUCUUGAGAUGAGUGGUAAUAUAUCCUCAACUACAAAAACCAUUGAAAGAUCAAAUGUUGAAGAGGGCAACAAUGAAAAGGAGGAGGAAGAAGAAGAAGAAGAAGAAGAAGAAGAAGUAUCCCUUGACCAGUUAUCUCAAAGACAAGACACGAAGCUCAAACACAUUGUUUUUGGGAUAGCUGCUUCAUCCAAUUUGUGGGACAUAAGAAAAGAAUACAUAAAAGUGUGGUGGAAGCCUAAUCAAACAAGAGGGGUGGUGUGGUUAGAUAGCAAAGUGAGGACUCAAGCAAAUGAGGGGUUACCAGAGAUUCGAAUUUCUGGGGACACCUCUAAAUUUAAAUAUACAAAUACACAAGGGCAAAGAUCUGCUUUGAGGAUUUCAAGGGUGGUAACAGAGACAUUGAAGCUUGGAAUGGAAGACGUGAGAUGGUUCAUGAUGGGAGAUGAUGAUACAAUAUUUAUUGUGGAUAAUGUGGUUAGAAUUCUUUCUAAGUAUGACCACACUCAAUUCUAUUAUGUUGGGAGCUCAUCUGAGAGCCACGUUCAAAACAUUCAUUUCUCUUAUGCUAUGGCAUAUGGUGGGGGAGGAUUUGCUAUAAGCUAUCCAUUAGCCAAGGAGCUCGCAAAAAUGCAAGAUCGUUGCAUUCAACGCUACCCUGCUCUAUAUGGAAGUGAUGAUAGAAUGCAAGCUUGCAUGGCGGAGCUAGGAGUUCCAUUAACUAAGGAACCUGGGUUUCACCAGUAUGAUGUGUAUGGGGACCUUUUAGGCCUUCUGGGGGCGCAUCCUGUGGCUCCACUAGUGACAUUGCACCAUCUUGAUGUGGUGCAACCAAUAUUCCCAAUGAUGAAUCGAGUGCAAUCCUUACAACAACUAAUGAAAUCUGUUAAGCAAGACUCAGGUAGCGUAAUGCAACAAUCAAUUUGCUAUGACAAGAAGAGAUAUUGGACCAUCUCUAUUUCAUGGGGCUAUGUGGUUCAAGUUUUGAGGGGAGUAUUAUCUCCUAGAGAGUUGGAGAUGCCAACACGAACCUUUCUAAAUUGGUAUAAAAGAGCUGAUUACACUGCAUACUCAUUCAACACAAGACCUGUGACAAAUAAAAACCCUUGUCAGAAAGCUUUCCUUUUCUACAUGAACAGAACACGAUAUGAUCCAGUUAGGAAGCAAAUUAUUGGUACAUACUAUCGUUUCAAAUCUAGACCUCCUUACUGCACUUGGAAAAUGGAGUCACCAGAGAAAAUCAAUUCCAUUAUAAUUUCAAAAAGACCAAAUCCUCUUCGUUGGCAAAUGUCACCAAGGAGGGAUUGUUGUAGAGUUUUACCAUCACGAAAGAACUCAACUAUGUAUAUAUGGGUGGGCAAGUGUCAGCAGGGAGAAGUUAGUGAAUUGAGUCUUUAAGGUGGAACUGAGAUUCCAAACUCCAAUUAUUA
Molecule: messenger RNA, 1584 nt
Organism: Glycine soja
Lineage: Eukaryota; Viridiplantae; Streptophyta; Magnoliopsida; Fabales; Fabaceae
Exons: 3
Coding region: 5-1552 (515 amino acids)
Molecular function (GO): acetylglucosaminyltransferase activity
Source: RefSeq, a predicted model, not a curated record